Populus nigra (black poplar) is the source of this 1827-nucleotide messenger RNA. RefSeq names its product late embryogenesis abundant protein ECP63. Bases 401 to 1693 code for a protein of 430 amino acids. The record is from RefSeq and is a predicted model, not a curated record. The transcript is spliced from 3 exons. NCBI's taxonomy places the organism in Eukaryota, Viridiplantae, Streptophyta, Magnoliopsida, Malpighiales, Salicaceae.
GUCCCUGGUCCAAGAUGAAAGACCUUUCAGGCUAUAACAACAGAACAGAGCUAUCUUCAUAUUCCAUGUGGCAGGACAGGUGUAAGGGCUUAGCAUUCAACACCAAAGUAGCUGUCCUUACAUUCACGACAUAUUCGCCGCUUUGCAUGAACAACGACGUCUCUCAGCUCUCCAGCAGGUCCAAUACGUGUCAGUCACCUAAGAAACCAAUUCUACUCGUCAUCUUCACAUAAGAUGUUACUGUUAUGAGCCACGAAUAUAUAUCAGAGCAACUCUAAGACCUAAUCUAAAGUAGCGAGCAAGAGUCAUAAGAGAAGUUAAAAAGAGAAAAAGUUCACCUAGUAAUCUUCUCUUCUUUGUUUAUUUUUCUGUACAACCUUUUGUUUUCAGUGAUUGAGUCAUGGCAUCCAGGCACGAGAAGGAGGAGAGGGCUGAGGCAGCAGCAUGGCAAGCAGCAUCUGAUCUCAGGGACGUUAAUAGAGAAAGAGAAUGCUAUGAAGAACGAGAAGCCAAAAUGGCCACAGAUCAACCACAACAAGAAAGACCAGGGGUUAUUGGAUCGGUGUUAAGAUCAGUUGCUGACACUUUGGGGCAUGCUAAAGAUGCUGUUGUUGGUAAGAGCUUUGAGGCUGCAGAGCAAACAAGGGAAACUGCUGAUGCAGCUGAAGAGAAGGCUAGAGAGAAUAAGGAUUCUGUUGCAGAGAAGGCAAAGGGGUAUAAAAAUUAUACGACUCAGAAGGCGAAAGAGACUACAGAUUCUGCUGCAUGUAAGAUAGAUGAAACCAAGGAAUCAGCUAAAGAGAAGGUUGAGAAGACAAAGGAAUCAGCAAAGCAAAAGAUUGGAGAGUAUGAAGAUAAGGCGAAAGAGUACAAAGAUUAUGCCGCUCAGAAAGCCAAGGACACUAAGGAUUCGGUGAUGGGAAAGGUCGAUGAGUACAAAGAUUAUGCAGCAGAGAAAGCUAAGGAAACAAAGAAUUCUGCUUUAGAGAAGACAGGUGAGUAUAAGGAUUACACUGCAGAGAAGUCAAAGGAAACGAAGGAUUAUACAGCAGAGAAAGCAAAGGAAACGAAGGAUUAUACAGCAGAGAAAGCAAAGGAAGGAAAGGAUGUCACUGUUAGUAAGCUCGGCGGGCUCACAGAGUCGGCUAAAGAUGCUGCAAGAAAAGCCGUGGACUUCUUAUCUGGUAAAAAAGAGGAAGUGAAAGAGAAAGCAGCAGAGACUACAGAGGCAACCAAGGAGAAAUUGAGUGAAACCGAGGAGGCGGCAAGGACGAAAACGGAGGGGAUUAAGCUGAGAGGUGAAGAACAUAGAGAGGAAGCUGCCCAAAAAGAAGCUAAAGACAUUGAAGCUGAAAGAGGAACUACAACAAGAGAGACAAUCUUUGACAGUCUUGGGUUUGGGUCAAUUAAGGACAGCAUAAGAGGGAAGUUGACAACGGCAGAGGACAUUGCUGAAGAAACAAAGGCUGCACGUGAGCGCGGAGGUACCGGACGAAAGUGUUUGAAUAAAGAUACUGGGAAGGAGGAGAUGGUGAUCCCCAUUGAAGAGAAUGCCACGGGAGCUGUGGCAUCCAUCCUAAAAGCGUCCGAUCAGAUGAGUGGUCAAACUUUCAAUGAUGUUGGACGAAUGGAUGAUGAGGGAGUCAUUCGAGUGGAAAUGGAAUGCACUCCAAAAUUGAGCAAAGAUCGCUGAGAGUUGAGGCAGAGAUAUAUAUAUAUAUAUAUUAUGCAGUAUAACAUCCAAUGUUGAUGAUCUUUCUUUCUCUGUUCUUGGAUUUGUGUAUUUUGUUUUCAGUUGGCUGAUCGGCAAUGGAUCAGAUGUGGGAA